Salvia hispanica is the source of this 1530-nucleotide messenger RNA. The record is from RefSeq and is a predicted model, not a curated record. NCBI's taxonomy places the organism in Eukaryota, Viridiplantae, Streptophyta, Magnoliopsida, Lamiales, Lamiaceae.
GUAGUAAAACAAUUCAUUCAGCCUACCAAUCAUGAUUUCUCUUAGCGUCAAAGCCUUACAUAGUGAACCACAAGCAAUCAUCCAUGUCUCGAAUUCAACUCAUGAUUUGUUGACCUCAUCGCUCCGCUUUCCAUCCUUGAAUAUCUUCUUCCUCAUCACCAUCUCUGCAUUGACCUACUACUACUUCCUCCUCAUGUUUCGCCCGCGGCGCUCCGUCUACCUCAUCGACUACGCCCUCUGCAAGCCUCCCCGCUGCCUCCGAGUCCCCACCGGCGGCUUCUUGGAGCACUCCAGACUUUCCUUUCCCACCGACCCCCAAAGCGUCCAUUUUCAGAUGAAAAUGCUCCAACGCUCCGGCCUCGGCGAGGAGACCUCCAUGCCCCACGCCUCCCAUCUCAUCCCUCCCGACCCGGCCACGGCCCUGGCCAGAGAAGAAGCCGAGCUCGUCAUAUUCUCCGCCAUCGAUUCUCUUCUAAUCAAGACAGGCUUAAAACCCCAAGACAUAGACGUUUUGGUGGUGAACUCCGGCCUCUUCUAUCCGGCGCCGUCUCUGGCGUCCUUGGUCGUCAACAAGUACAAACUCGGGAGAGAUAUUAAAAGCUUCAAUCUCUCCGGUAUGGGCUGCAGCGCCGGCUUGAUCUCUCUAGAUUUGGCCAAAGGCAUUCUAGAAUGUUACACUGAUAUAAAUGCUGUGAUGAUCAACACUGAGAUCCUCACCCCCUUCAGCUAUAUGGGCAAGGACAGAGCCAUGCUCCUCCCUAACUGCUUAUUUAGAAUGGGCUGCGCCGCCGUGUUACUAUCCAACCGCCCCGCCGACCGCCACCGCGCCAAAUAUAAACUGCUUCGAGUGGUGAGAACGCAUACUGGAGCAGAUGACAAAUCAUUCAAAUGCCUAUCACAAGAAGAAGAUUCGGAAGGACUCCUCGGAUCUAAAUUGGGGAUCGAUCUGGUCGCCGUCGCCGGAGAGGCUCUGAAAUUGAAUAUUGCUGAAAUCGGACCUACUUUCCUUCCGGCAUCGGAGAAAUUCCUAUUCGCUAUCUCUCUAAUCAAAAGGAAACUCUGUAAUUCCAAAUCGAAGGCGUAUGUACCGGAUUUUAAGAAAGCGUUUGAGCAUUUCUGCAUCCACGCCGGCGGAAGGGCGGUGAUCGACGAGCUGCAGAAGAGCCUCCGCCUGACAGACGAGCAGGUGGAGGCGUCCAGGAUGACGCUGCAUAGAUUCGGAAACACUUCGUCGUCAUCGCUGUGGUAUGAAUUGAGCUACAUUGAAUCCAAGGGAAGGAUGAAGAAAGGGGACAGGGUUUGGCAGAUUGGACUUGGGAGUGGAUUUAAGUGUAACAGCGCCGUUUGGAAGUGUAACCGGACGAUCAAGUUGCCGGUAGAGGGGGCAUGGGCCGAUUGCAUUCAUAAAUAUCCGCUUUACAUUCCUCACAUCAUCAAGCUUUAGUAGUUUAGUCAUAGUUAAUAUUCGUUACUGUAGUGAUAAAAUUCAAACUCAUAUAUUGUACAAACUCUAAACCAUGAUCUGGACCG